This is a messenger RNA of Bipolaris zeicola 26-R-13, 165 nucleotides long. RefSeq lists its product as uncharacterized. NCBI's taxonomy places the organism in Eukaryota, Fungi, Ascomycota, Dothideomycetes, Pleosporales, Pleosporaceae. The annotation marks the transcript as partial. The record is from RefSeq and is a predicted model, not a curated record. The transcript has a single exon.
GAUUUUGUCGUAUCCGGUGGAUCGACGACAGGGCAUACGCCUGACGCAGGUACACAAGGCUACGGCAAGGAGGCGACUACCACCGCAGAUCAGUUGUUUAAAAGCACCCUUUCCCUCUGGGCAAAGCUUCUUCUUCACGGCCUUGACAAUCACAUGUUAGUGUAG